AUGAUGUAAGUUAUAAGUUUCAAAAUUAAGACUUAGGAAAAAUACUUCAUAAAUCUAUGAUCAAAUGAUGCAGAGAGAGGGGAUAAAAAGCUGAUAGUGGAUGAAUUGUAAGGAAUUGGUUUUGUUUAUAAUAAAGUUAUUUCAAAUUUUCACAGAUUUUUAUUAUAAGCUUUAUAUAUUUAUAUUAUGAGUAUCGACUAUUCCUAUUUGGCUCCUCCGUUGGGAGCUCAUUCAGUUCAGCAUACAGGUAUGUAGAACCACUAUUCAAUUGCUAGAUUAUUAUAUUAAACAUCACGAGAGAGAGAAAGGAGCACGUAAAAUUUAUGAUUGUGUUCCUUAUGAUACUUUUGAAUAAGAAAAGAUCAGAGAACUCAAACAAGAAAUUUAGAAAUUAAAUAUAUAGCUUCCAUCAGAGUAAGUAUUUUGUGUUAUAUAUCAGUUGGAAGGAGAGUGAUUAUUUAAAAAUUGGCUACUCAGGUCGCUUUAAAAUGAAGGAAGUCAUCAAAGUAACUAAUGUCAUCAUUACUCCAUUAGAAACUGCAGUUGCAUCUAUCCUGGAGAGCCAAUCCAAUAUAUCAUUAAAUUAAUCCAGCAACUGAAAAAUUUCUUAAGGAUGGCAUCUGUUAUAUAUUUGGAAGAGACAAGCAGUAUCGUCCUAUAGUUAUUUUGAAUGCUCAUAUGAUUGAUUUAAAGAAAGUAUGUCUCUCACAAUAUUUUAUAUAGUAUGAUAAAGAAACGAUAAUUUAGGCAUUAUCAUUCCAAAUGGGAAUUAUUAAAAAACACAUGUUCAUUCCUGGCAAAGUUGAAAAUUGGAUAUUCCUAUUGGAAAGUAAUGGUUUGGGAGUUUUUGGCUUGCCAACAAAAGCACUUUAAGUUGUAAUUGAUACAAUGAGCACAAAUUUUGGUGGUUGUUUGGAGAAGAUGUUCAUAUUGAAUCCGUCAUCAGGUUUGAAUUUUUUAUGGAAAACUAUAUCUGGAUUUUUGGAUCCUGAAACUGCCGAAAAGAUUAAUUUUUUUUAGAAGAAAGACUUUAUGAAGUUGCAGUAAAUUAUAGAUCCAAAUCAGUUGGAAUAAAAAUAUGGUGGAACCCAACCAAACUAAAUUACAUUCUGGUAACUUUAUCUGAUUAUAAAUAGGCCUCCAUAUAAUUUAGAUUUAGUUGAUGGGAGAACAGUUCCUAAACAAAAAUAAUAAAUUGAUCAGUUUAUACCUCUGAGAAAUGAAGAAAACCAAAUUUAAAAAAAUGAAGAUCCUUAUGAUAAUGUUGAAAAUAAUGUUAAUGAUUUUUUUGAAACCUAAAAACAAUUGUAUAACUUCGAACAAAAGAAAUCAGCUGAAUUUGGGUAGGUGUCUUAGGUUGAUUAAAAGGAUUAGGAAUAACCCUAAAAGUAGGAAUUAAAUGAUCAAGAUCAAUAAAAAGUUAAUGAUUAAAUUCAUCAACAAUCCCCUGAGAAAGAAAACUAAUAACAAUAAGAGAUUGACUAAAAUAACAACGAAUAAAAUGUAUAAUAGACUGAGCAUGAGAACAAGAGGGAAGCAGAUAGCUAGGAAUAACUCCAUCAACAAUAAGAAGGGAAUAUUUCUAAAUAGGAACCUGAGUAGGAAGUGUAGAAAUCAGGGGAAUAGCAACAAUAAUAAAAUCAUUAGGAGUAAACUCAAAAAGUUGAAAUCGAUGGGAAUAAUAAUAAAAAUUAACAGGAGGAAGAAAAUUAAGUUGUAAGCAAUGCAUCAGCUACUAAAAUUAUCUAACCAGAGGAAGUGCAAGGAUAAAAUGUUGAGAUGACUUAAGUUGAUCCAGUUGCGAAUCAAGCGUGUUGUAAGGGUUGUGAGAUAUUUUGA
Molecule: messenger RNA, 1839 nt
Organism: Paramecium octaurelia
Lineage: Eukaryota; Ciliophora; Oligohymenophorea; Peniculida; Parameciidae
Source: the annotation of a GenBank genome assembly